AUGGACGCCAGCGAGAUCAUCGUAGCCCUGCCCUCGCCGCGGCUGUACAAGAGCUUGACGCUCCGGAGGAUUGCGACGAGGGAAAGGAGCGCGCCGCUGGAUGAAGAGAUGACGAUCCGAAGCCCGAGGGAUCACGACGACGGCCUGACGGUUCCAUUUAUACCUGGAGACAAGAAAACAAGGAGCAAGGCUCCAGCAGUGGUGCUAGGAUUCGAGUGCUUGGAGAGCACAGCAUUCAACGGCAUCGCCACGAACCUGGUGGUGUACCUGGAGACGCUCCUGCACGGCAGCAAUCUCGCGAGCGCGUCCAAUGUCACGACGUGGUUCGGCACGAGCUACCUCACCCCGGUGUUCGGCGCCAUCGUCGCCGACACGUUCUGGGGCAACUACAACACCAUCCUCGUCUCCCUCGUCUUCUACCUCCUCGGCAUGAUGCUCGUCACCUUCUCGGCGUUCCUGCCGACCACCGCGCUGUGCGGAGUGGAGGGGUCGCCGUGCCAGCAGCCACUUCUUGGCGCGCAGACCGUCGCGUUCAUCGGGCUCUACCUCGUGGCGUUCGGGAGCGGCGGCGUGCGCGCGGCGCUGCUCCCGUUCGGCGCGGACCAGUUCGACGACGAGAGCACGGCGGACCGCGAGCGCAAGAUGUCGUUCUUCAGCUGGUUCUACCUCUGCGUCGACUUCGGCAUGAUCGUGUCGGGCCUCUUCAUCGUGUGGAUCCAGCAGAACGUGAGCUGGGGCCUCGGCUUCGGCAUCGCCACGGCCUGCAUCGCGCUCGCCUUCGGCGGCUUCGUGCUCGCCACGCCCAUGUACAAGCGCCGCAUGCCGACCGGCACGCCGCUCAAGAGCCUCGCCCAGGUUGUGGUCGCCGCGUGCCGGAAGGCCAGGCUCCGAGUCCCCGACGACACCACCCUUCUCUACGAAGUCCACGACAAGCUCAACCAGUCGAAGAUAGCGCACACCGACGAGUUCGGCUUUCUCGACAAGGCGGCGGUGGUCGUGGAGUCCGAGUUGGAGGAGGAAUCGAACGACGUCGCUGCGGACGCCGCGUGGAGGGUCUGCACGGUGACGCAGGUUGAGGAGCUCAAGAUCCUGCUGCGCCUGCUGCCGAUAUGGGCGACGAGCAUCGUGCUGUCGGCGGCGUACGCGCAGCUGAACACCACGUUCGUGCAGCAGGGCGCCGCCAUGAACAUGCAGAUCAUGUCGUUCAGCAUCCCGCCCGCGUCCAUGGUGUCCUUCGAGGUGCUCUGCGUGCUGGUGUGGGUUCUCAUCUACGGAUCGUUGGUCGUGCCUGUCCUCCAGAGCUUCUUCCCCGCCAACGGCGAGCCGUCGCAGCUGCAGCGGAUGGGCGCCGGCCGGCUGCUCAUGGCGUUCGCGAUGGCCGUCGCGGCGCUGGUGGAGAUGAUGCGCCUCGGCGCCGCGGGGCGCGGCGAGACCGUGAGCAUCGCGUGGCAGAUGCCGCAGUACUUCGCGCUGGCCGGCGCGGAGGUGUUCUGCUACAUCGCGCAGCUGGAGUUCUUCUACAGCGAGGCGCCGGAGUCCAUGAAGAGCAUGUGCACCUCCCUGGCGCUCCUCACCGUGGCGCUGGGCAGCUACAUGAGCUCCUUCAUCUACGCCGUCGUGAGCGCGUUCACCGCCGUCGACGGCCGGCCCGGGUGGAUAUCGGACGACCUCAACGAAGGCCACCUCGACUACUUCUUCUGGGUCAUGGCGGCGCUCUGCACGCUCAACUUCGCCGUGUACAGCGUCUUUGCGCGGACCUACAAAGUCAAGACGGUCGUGUCGUGAUCGUGAUCAUUCGUAGUAAACACUUGUAGCCAGCGUUACACGUGGUCGAUUUGCGUGUGUGUGGAAAAAGACAUGUUUUGAUGGGCUUACGGCCCAGCAAUUGAACUUGUACAGUAAAUGGGCUGUUUUGUGAGCCGUACGCUAUCCUCUUCGAUUGGCUGAUCCAAAGUAGCCUCCAAAUAAUGUCCACUGGCGUGGGGACCACAUGGCCCACGACGUUCAAAUGGGAAAGACAAGUCCGC
Messenger RNA from Oryza brachyantha (malo sina), 2027 nucleotides. RefSeq names its product protein NRT1/ PTR FAMILY 8.3-like. Gene Ontology annotation, biological process: transmembrane transport. The transcript has 4 exons. The record is from RefSeq and is a predicted model, not a curated record. Lineage: Eukaryota; Viridiplantae; Streptophyta; Magnoliopsida; Poales; Poaceae. Gene Ontology annotation, molecular function: transmembrane transporter activity. Bases 1 to 1785 code for a protein of 594 amino acids. Gene Ontology annotation, cellular component: membrane.